This is a messenger RNA of Pisolithus orientalis, 1773 nucleotides long. RefSeq lists its product as uncharacterized. The record is from RefSeq and is a predicted model, not a curated record. Lineage: Eukaryota; Fungi; Basidiomycota; Agaricomycetes; Boletales; Pisolithaceae. The transcript is spliced from 2 exons. Bases 1 to 1773 code for a protein of 590 amino acids.
AUGCAGCGUAGGUGUACAUCUGCGCUGCGAAACCCUCGCAUCCUUGCACGCAUCCUCUCCUUCACCCCCUGGUCCGACUUCAACUCCUUUCUCGCUACCUGCUCUCAGGUCCGGCGUGUCUGGGACGACCGCGAACUCAGAGAUAUCAUCCUGUCCCAUUAUGUCGACAGCUACCGCCAAGCACUCCGCUACAGAGACAUCGCACUCUUUCAAGACGUAGACGUCACAAUCCAAGACCUCAAUCUACUAAUGCUUUCCCAACGAGUUCCGCUCCACCAAUAUCCUAUGCAUGCUCUUGGCGUGCUCUCCUCUCACGAUCCUGCGGAACAGCUUGCCUCAUCCGAGUUGUCAGACAGACUAGUCGCCUUUGCCCUUGCUCAUUCCCGCUUCGUACUCUUGCUCCAGUCCGUCGUACACAGUUCACCGUUACCCCUCCCGAUUGAUCCCCAGUCCCGAUCACCUCCGCCCAUCACUUCAUCUAUCUCACGUCAUGGAAACCGUGAAUUAUCAUUUCCCGCUCCCCUCGCAUUCCUUUCUGAAAUUCAAAGCGUACCGCCAACCAACGACACACGCCGAAAAUCCCUGGACACCCCUCGUUUCCGAAUGAGUAAUCCUAGCCCUUUGUCACGCGAAGCCACCUCCAAGUUUGGCGGGAGCGCACCUUCGUUCUCAACCUCCACCCUCGUCGAUCCUAACAGACCACACAGAUCCAGGAAACUUUCCAUUUUCGGAGGAAAGAAUCCCCCACCUCCCCCUCCCACAGAACCUCGGGCUCUGAAAUAUUACGAAGCCGGAUGGAGGAGAGCAUCCCGAUCAGCUAAGACAGCGCCCCCAUCACCUUCCACUAGGGGUAUCAUUUCGGAUGAGGAUGUUUCCAGACGGUUCACGGGUUCACAUCAUCGGAGAGCAUCCACAGACGUUGCUAGUUCUACGUCAUCAAUAAGUAGUUCAUCAUCUCCGUCGUCUUUGCGUCCAACGAACGGCGAUACUCGAGUGCCGGACUCUCCGCACGAUCUCUACGCCGCGACGUCUCGGAUACGGGCGCCCGUGUUGCGCGUGUUCGUACCCUGUACCACCCUGUCCCCCCAAGCAAUAGCGGCAUGCGAGGAACAGCUUCUCGCAGCGGAACUUUGGCAAUACCUUUCCACCGGCGAUAUCGUGUGCAAUCUGGGCUAUGUGCCCUCUCCGUCCGAACACAGCCCUGCAGACGAAAGUAAAGACGGUGAUAAAACAGACCCUCGCAACACAUGGCUGUUAUAUGACGGUAGAGCACUUCUGCCAUUUAGUCCUCCUGCGUCGCCACCACUGUCGGACCCCCUGGCUUUGCCCACGCCGUUCUAUUACACCCACCUGAUGCCUAGCCAGGUGUGCCCUCGGUUUGCAUUCGCACCUCCCGGAGGAAAAGGAGUUCCCGAACUUACGCUGGUGGAGACUGCGUGUCGUGUUCGGAGUCCUGCAUCCCCAGGAGGUUGGGCGAUGGCGAGGAAAUUCAUGUGGGUAGCACGUGCACGGGUAGGCAUGGGAUUUGUAGAUGUGGAUGAUGGUCUUGGUGAGGGCUGGCGAGGGGAAUGGGUACUAGAGGCGGAAGGGUCGACCGAAGGAAGGCAAACCCUGAUUGACUGCCUUUCGGGGGUGUCAGGUGACGUCUUCGUGUGGGAGAUGAUUCGCGAGAAGAGUGGUGGAGGACGCAUAUGGCUCCGGUACGUGCUUCUACGUGCAAAUCGUGUUGGUGAUCGUCGAUUUAAGCCCUUUCUAGGUUUAUCGAACCACUGA